Messenger RNA from Fusarium venenatum, 450 nucleotides. RefSeq lists its product as uncharacterized. The record is from RefSeq and is a predicted model, not a curated record. Lineage: Eukaryota; Fungi; Ascomycota; Sordariomycetes; Hypocreales; Nectriaceae.
AUGAAGUUCACCACUCUCACAGCUGCCUUGGCCGGCGUCACCUCCGUCAGUGCUGCUUGGGAAUCUAUCUACAUUGUCAACUCCAGGAAGGGCAAUGAGAUCUCCAGCGGCUGUGCAUACUACGCGGACAAUGCCGGGGCUUGGGGUAGACGCCCUGACGACUAUGUUGACGUUACCCAUGGGCAGCACCACGUUUGGGAAGGCAAACGCACAGCUUGUCGAUUUAAUUCAGGCGUUACUUUCAACGUCGACAUUAACGCCAAUGCCUUCGAUCAAAGAUACAACGCUUGGGUUGGAGGCGGAAACAAUGGAUUCAAGCAGUUUACUUGCCAUAAGACCCAUGACAGGGCUGUCACUGUUCCAACUUUGUACACUGUAGAUGGUUGGACUGUUCAGGGUAUUUACUGGUGCAGGGAGUAUGUGGGAGGCAAGCGGGGAUGGACUGCUUAG